AUGACGUCAUCUACUGAAAUAUCUUUAUCUGAGUAUGAUUUGCCUUUAGAUUUUAGUCCUUUCAGAAUUCCAUUUAGCAAGGAUUCCUCGUCCAAGAAAAUUAUUUUACUUUGUAUGUUAUCAUUUGGAACUGCAUUUAGAACCUCACCAAAACCUCACCAAAACCUCACUAAGUUCAGCAAAUUUACAGCCUUCGAACGCCCGAAUGCCUCAUACCCCUGUAGAAGGUCCCGUAUUACCCCUUUUCCCGAUAUAAAAGCCGGCUGCUCCUCCUCUCCUCGUCAGUGUGCUAUCAUCAGUCCCACAGUCAACAUGAAGGUCUUCGCCGCCGUGCUCUGCCUCGCCGCCGCCGCCUCCGCCAGGAUGGCCUACCAGCUCCCCGACGGCUUCCUCGACAUCCUGGGCGGCGACCCCCAGCAGGCCUUCUCCUGCGACAAUCGCGCCUACGGCUACUACGCCGACGUCGCCAACGGCUGCAGGAUCUUCCACGUGUGCGAGCCCAUCGCCGACGAGCUGGGCGAACUCGUCGAGACCGCCCACUACUCGUUCGUGUGCGGCAACCAGACCGUGUUCAGCCAGGAGUCGCUCACCUGCGCCCACCCCGAGGAGGCCUUCCCCUGCGACCAGGCCGAGACCCUCUACGACCUCUCCAACGCCGACUUCGGGAAGAUCCCCGUCGACAUCUAGACGCCUCGCUUCCCCCUCGACGUGUCCGAAAACGUGCCAUCUCUCCCAUCACCCCAUCGCCGCCCAUGUCCUCAGCGAGCGGAGCCUCUCCCCGUCCUUCCUAGAUCUCUGCCUUCCCUCGCCUUUCUUGCCCCUUCUCCUUAUUCUCCCUUUUUUCUUGCUAUUUACUUUCUCUCACACUUCGUUCCCUAGAUAUUCCUCUAUUCCAUCUUUUAUCUUUGCUUUCCCUCGCACGUCCUUCCCUACCUUCUUAUUGUUUUCUUCUCCUCGUUUUCUCUUUCCUCUUUCUUUCCCUUAUCUCCCUCGAUCUUCAUCAUUGGUAUUUCAUAUUUGUAUGUCCUCUUCCUUUUUAUCAGUAUUGUUUCAAACUUAAUCGACAUCGCCUCUUGGGUCCCGUUUCGAGGUCCCUUCACCUGUGAUAUUGUGUUUAUAUGUGAAUAAAAGCAUACAUUUGA
Molecule: messenger RNA, 1142 nt
Organism: Penaeus indicus
Lineage: Eukaryota; Metazoa; Arthropoda; Malacostraca; Decapoda; Penaeidae
Exons: 8
Coding region: 1-687 (228 amino acids)
Cellular component (GO): extracellular region
Molecular function (GO): chitin binding
Source: RefSeq, a predicted model, not a curated record